Molecule: messenger RNA, 2541 nt
Organism: Diorhabda sublineata
Lineage: Eukaryota; Metazoa; Arthropoda; Insecta; Coleoptera; Chrysomelidae
Exons: 2
Coding region: 389-1075 (228 amino acids)
Biological process (GO): double-strand break repair via homologous recombination; DNA strand invasion
Cellular component (GO): replication fork; Rad51B-Rad51C-Rad51D-XRCC2 complex; centrosome
Molecular function (GO): four-way junction DNA binding
Source: RefSeq, a predicted model, not a curated record
AUCUAUGGGUUAGGUUGCUCCAAUUUUGUUUAUGUCAAGUAACAGUCUUGUAAAAGUUUCAGAGAUAAAGGAAAACUCACUUGGUAAAACACAAUAUUUAUUUAAAAUUAUUCUGUACCUUUAUCAAUAAAAUAAAUUAUCACUGUAAUCGGUAGUAUUAAAAACACAAAUAAUGAGAACGAUAAAAAAUGUACAAAAAUAUUCAACAAUUAUAGUGAACUUUUAUUUGUGAUCAGAAUUUUUAGAAGACACCAAGGAAUGUACCAAUUCUACAUCGCAGUGUUUAAAACAAUCUAUAUACGGAAAAACAAAAACUUUGAUUAAUUUAUGUGAAGUGUCUUAAGUGAUUUAGUUGUCCAAUAACGAAAGUUAAUAAGUGAAUUCUAAUAUGAAUAGUAGCAAUAUUGAAUCAGAUGGAGGGCCCCUACCUAAUCAAAUUAUAGAAAUCACGGGAGGCCCAAAAGUAGAGAAGACUGAUUUAUUGAUAGACUUUAUUGUUAAAUGUAUUUUACCAAACAAACGUCCAGAAUGGAAAUCAUCGGGAGCCGUGUUAAUUUUAUGUGAGCAUCAAAUAAACAUGUUCAAGAUUAUUAAAGUUAUUGAAACUCAUCUAAAAAAGAAUAAUGUGGCAGAUCCAACGAAGGAUAUUUUGAAAACUUGUUUAAAGAAUCUGUCGAUAUUCAACUGUUAUAGUGCUGAAGAACUAGAUUUAACAAUUAUGAGCUUGGAAAGGUUCAUUUUAGCAAAAGACGAUAUAAGUUUGAUUGUUAUAGAUAACAUCACCAGUUAUUAUUGGUUAGCAAAAUUGAAUUGUAACAUGUUGAGUUACUAUCAACAUGCUAUGAAGAUUUUCCAAAAAGUUUAUAGUGCAAUAAGAAAUUUAAACGUUCUGUUAAUUUAUGGAAGAAGUGAUAAGAUAAACAAUGGUAAUAAGAAAGGUUUCCAAAAUAUAGAUUAUAGAAUAGAUAUUCAAGAUGGUGAGAAUGAGUGUUUGAAAGCUUGCCUAAUGGAUUUUGAGAAAGAAAAGAUGAUUAAUGUCAACUUGAGAAAAGAUAUAAUUUUGGAAUUUAUUUGAAUUUUUAAAGUAAUUUUUGUUCCUAGUUAUCAUUAAAUCAAUUUUAUAUUAUACACCAUCAACUCCCGAUUUUCUUAAUCCUUGACUUAAAAGUCAGGGGCGGAUCCAGGAAAGGGAGAUCCUCUCAAGCAGACCAUGUUGGUACAAAAAAAAAAUAAAUAAAAAUAGAAGAAUCAACCUUGGUUUAAACUAAUAUUAAUUUAUUUAUAAAUCAAUAUAAUUAUUCACAAUGCUGAUAAUAUUUGGUGACUUUUUUUGUAAUUCUUGGCUGUCACUACCUCAACACAUAUCUCUGGAUUCGCCCCUGAAAAAAGCUAUAUUUCUAUAAUAAACUGGUAGUUUAGUACCUCAAUAGAACGCGCUGUCCCCAAUAUACUGCUUUGUGGCACUCAUUAUCGCCUUUUUGGGAUGUAAACCUGGUUCCCCAGUACCUCAUUUGGCGAGAGUUGCUCCCUUUUGCGUUUUGGAUUAUAAUAUAGGAAUUAUUUUCCAUAUCUAGCAUUCAAAAAAUUGUUCUGUAAAGUGACGUUGUGAGGUAUAACCUUAGGAUGCUCAACUCAUUACAGAGUUGACCAGAAACUUGGAUAGCUUAGAGCUUUUAGCAUAAGAAGAAAAAACACAUGAGUUAUGAUGAAUCCACGACGAUUAUUGUAUAACACCUCUCUGAAGAACGUGACAUGUAGAGAUCUUUUUGUUUAUGUCGACAUCUGUGAUAACUCACAAUUGAUAGAAGAGAUUGAUUGAUUUCGAGCUUUUUGGGUCUCUUCAGGACAGUGUAAUACUCACUUUCAAAAAAUUGAGGAUUCUCAAGCUGAUUGACGGAUUAUUUAUUAUUUAAUGCAAAUGAUGGGAAAUUAACUGAAUACACUAAUAGAGUACUUAUAAUUCGAAGAAAUGUUUGAUAACUUAGUCCCUGGUCAAGAGUCAGGUUCUUAUUGCAUUUGUUUGGGUUUUCACAAACUUCUUAAUGAGUUUUUAUGUGAAAUAUUUUUUUUGAACAAGUAAAAUUUUUUAAUAAAAAAAGUUUAUUGGUCGCGUCCAAAUUUGUCCUAACAUUUAAUAAUAACAUAUUUACAAUAAAAACUUUCGAUACAAAGUUGAAUUAAAUAAAAUACCUAACUACUAACAGGAUAAUCUGAAAUAAACCAUCAUCUGAAGCUAAAACUUUCCAAUAUUUUAAAAAUAAAUAUAGUUCCAUUGUUGUCUUAUUUUAUUCCAGAUCAACCUGUAUAUUAUUUACAAAAAAAAUAACUGUUAAUGUAACAAUGUUCAAUUUCAACCUACAAUAACUUUUAUCGAUUUAAAAGUUCUUUUUAGAUAUAAAAUUAAAUAUUAUUGCACUAUCAGUAAAUUCAAGUUGAAUACGUUCCGAUCCACAAUAUUCAAAUAUUUAUAUGUAUAUACAAAAUAAUUACAAAAAAAUAUGUACAAAAUUUUUUACAAAGUAAAAAAAUCAUCCAUUCGAA